This is a messenger RNA of Ilyonectria robusta, 1325 nucleotides long. RefSeq lists its product as uncharacterized. The transcript has 5 exons. Gene Ontology annotation, molecular function: oxidoreductase activity. Bases 52 to 1212 code for a protein of 386 amino acids. NCBI's taxonomy places the organism in Eukaryota, Fungi, Ascomycota, Sordariomycetes, Hypocreales, Nectriaceae. The record is from RefSeq and is a predicted model, not a curated record.
GCUAAGUCCUUCCACGUGGCAUUCCUGCAGCCUAGUACACCAUCACACACCAUGCGUUUCGGAACUGUUGUCACCGCCGCCAUUGGCCUCUUGGCCAACACUGUGUCGGCCAGUACAGAUGCGGAAGCCUCUGAUGACUUCAUCAACCAGCUUAACGAGCAGGCUAUUCAGAACCUCAACACAACUGAGACGGCCAAGCGCAGUUGUAAUCUGUUUACGGCCGGCGUCCGAAAGGACUGGACCUAUCUCAGCGCAAAGGAGCGCAAGGCGUACAUCAGCGCUGUUCAAUGCCUCCUCGCAAAGCCCUCCAAGAUUGACCCGGCCUUUGCUCCCGGUGCUCGUAACCGAUACGACGAUUUUGUAGCCGUUCACAUUAACCAGACGUUGACUAUCCAUGGCACGGGCAAUUUUCUGACGUGGCACCGAUACUUCACGUGGGCUUAUGAGACUGCUCUUCGAGAUGAAUGUGGUUACACUGGGUACCAACCGUACUGGAACUGGUUCUACAAGCCCGAUGACCCAUACAAUAACCCGCUGUUCGAUGGUAGCGACACGAGCAUGGGCAGUGACGGAGCGUACAUGGAGCACAACGGUACCCUUGCCUCUCAGGGCAAUCUCUUUGUCCCGUCAGGCAAGGGUGGAGGUUGUGUAAAGUCUGGGCCUUUUAAGGACAUGGAACUGCACAUCGGUCCUGUGAGCCCUGCUAUGCGUGGGUUGGCUGCUAACCCCAGCCCCGAUGGCAGGCUGGGAUACAACCCGCGCUGUUUGAGUCGCGACCUCUCUCCCAUCGUCUUCACCAAAUUCUUUACGCUGCAGAACCUCGUCAACAUCACCAUUGGCCAGGCGAGUAACAGUAUUGGCUCAUUCCAGACGGAGUUUCAGGGCCGCUUUGGUGAUGCUUUCCUCGGUCUCCAUACUUCGGGUCACACUGGUAUUGGUGGCGAGGCCAGUGACGUCUUCUCUUCACCCAAUGAGCCCACCUUCUUCCUUCAUCACGCCAUGGUAGACCGCGUGUACUGGAUCUGGCAGGCUCUUCACCUCAGCAAGGCCAACACCAUUGCGGGGACCAUCACCAUUAACAACUCGCCUGCAAGCCGUGAUGCCCUCAAGUCGGACAUCCUCAACAUGGGCGGUGUUCUAGCCAUGGAUCGUCCCAUCAGCGACCUCUUCAAUACUUUGGGGGAUAGCCCGCUGUGCUAUAUUUACAUUUAGAGUACGACUUGGACAAUAUACUGUACAUAGGUUCUUCUAUUCGCCCCAUCAGAAGGCGAAAAACACGGAAGCUACUAGUCCAACUUGCUUGAUUAAGCACAAGUUUAAUUUAC